UCUUGACAAAACGACAAAAGUCAAAAUUGAUAAGAGAAAUCAAAAUUGUAAAUAAAAUAAUAAAGAUAAUAAAUGUCUGGAAUGGCUUGCUAGUAAAUCUUUAAAAAUAUAGAGCCUAUCAAGUGAGAGUUUAUUCUUCCCCAUCAAAUUGCACACGAAAUGAGCGGACCGCGUAUGGGCAUUUCUCAGACGAAUGGAAACGCACGUAGACCCCCAAACAUAUCUCGUGUGAACUCAACUGAAAGGAGUGAGAGACCAGUACAUGCUCAACAUGAUGACUUGAUCAAAUAUAUUUACGAUUCUUGGAGCAAAGUUGAGAUGGAUCGUGGCUCGAAUACCACAAUGUAUUAUCAAGAGGACAACACUCAUCAUCUGAAGGAUUUCCAGCCCUUUGAUUUGGAAGGCUAUUGGGGCAGAAGGAAACAUCAGAACCACAGCACAGUCAAGCCACAGCACUCAUAGCAUUUUCCUGGAUCCACUUUAUUUCAGAAUCAUUAUUCUCUUGAUUAUUAUGUUUAUUGAGUAACUAUUCUGCAUCAUCUCAUAUUCCAAGAUUCAAGAUUGCUAUGGGGCAUGUCAAUCUUAUAAGGUAGCUGUAAUGUGCAAAAGAUGAUAUUUAUCACUCCUUAUUCAAUUGAGUUGAUUUUCAACACUGUAUUUUGAUACUGUCUAUUUGUGGUGAGUAUCUAUGACUAGAUGUAUGAUUCCAUAUAUUUGUUUCACAGGAAAGUGUUUGCUAUAAGAUGAAGCUGAGGAUAAAGUUGUAUUAGAAAGUAACUAUAAUAUUUUGUGAAAGUAUUAUAAUUAGUUUAGAUAUUGGGAUAAAUUUUUGACAAUCCCAGUAGUUUUCAAUCCAAUAUACUGGACUACAAGUUAGUUAUUAUUUUUUCACUUACCUUAUCUUGUCAAAACAAUUAAAUCAAUUGCAAUUCAUUUAUUGAACUACCAUGUAAGAGUGAAUACAAUAAUAUCUAAUUGAAGUUGUCACAAAUUUUGAUGGAUCUAAUCCUACAUAUUGGCAAAUGCAUAAUAAUUAAGCCUCAUAACUAAUAUUUUCUGGAGUUGUAUAAAGUUUUCAUCAAAUUGUGUUGCUUUUAGGGGAUAAUAAUGUAUUGUUUUGCUCCCAGAUUUUUGUCUUACCAUUCUUGGUCUUAAUCACAACCUAGUUAGGUAGUUAGUAGGUAAGAGCUCCUACUAGGUUUUCAUUUCAGAUCAACAAUGGUCUUACUGACAACAAAAUGAUUAAUAUGUUCCUUGCUAGGUGAGACUAUUAGUGUCUAGGAGCUAAAGUUGGAGAUACUAGAACUGAGUCAGCUGAUGUGCUCAAGUGAGUCACAAAAUGCAGUUACCUUCAUUUAUAUUUCACUGUAUCAGUGCUAUUAGCUGACUCAUUAUUAGUUCCUAGAAGAUCUAUGCUAGAAGUAAAACUUCAACUUUAGCUGCUGGGCACCAAACAUGUUACCUAGCAUUAUACAUAUAAAAUAUCAAUCAUAUUGUGUCAGUGAGAGGAACAUCAACUUCAAGAGCUAAUUUUUGAAUGAAAAUAGAGUACUUUUGAGGGGAAAAAAAUGAAAUUUGGGGACAGAAAAAGGACCCAAAAUUGCAUUUGACAAUUUAUAUUUCACAACAAAAUGACUAUCUUAUAUGACAUGUUCUGUAACUAUUGAUAGGUAUAAAGUGUCAUUCAUAAAGUUGGCAUCAUAUGGGAAAAACUUUUAAUGAUAAUUCAUUUCAAAAUUUGACUGGGGGGUUGAGUUUUUUGUCAAGAAAGAUGAAAAAUCAUUUUUUCAAAUCAAUCUCUGAAAAUAGGCUUAUUUGUUCCAAUGUCAAGAAAGUUAACUAAUGAAAGUUGAUUCUAUUUCAAUUUUAUAUAAUAUGUCUCGAAUUUUAAUGUUCUAUAACAAAUUUUAGUUUUAUAUAUUUUUUCAACAAAACUAUUUCAUUCUAGUAGCUUUAUCAAGUUACUUACUUUCAAUAACAUCAUCUUUUUCUACAGAAAAUAAUGAUCUCUGCUUCACAUUAAUCAUAUUCCUGUUGUGUUUGAUGCAAAGUUGAUGUAUA
This is a messenger RNA of Phaedon cochleariae (mustard beetle), 2061 nucleotides long. The record is from the annotation of a GenBank genome assembly. Lineage: Eukaryota; Metazoa; Arthropoda; Insecta; Coleoptera; Chrysomelidae.